Messenger RNA from Mucor velutinosus, 1575 nucleotides. It is a transcript of the gene TRM61, whose product is annotated as tRNA (adenine-N(1)-)-methyltransferase catalytic subunit trm61. NCBI's taxonomy places the organism in Eukaryota, Fungi, Mucoromycota, Mucoromycetes, Mucorales, Mucoraceae. The record is from RefSeq and is a predicted model, not a curated record. The transcript is spliced from 8 exons. The coding region runs from base 1 to 1575 and encodes 524 amino acids. Gene Ontology annotation, molecular function: heme binding; monooxygenase activity; iron ion binding.
AUGCAAAAUCGCGGUGAAGUUGUUAUACAGCGAUUGAGUCUACUGUAUCAUACUAUUCUUCGGCAUUACUCCACAAACCAGGGCUACCUCAAAAGCGCUUGUAAAAUUGCUGCCGCCUCGUAUGUGAUUUAUUCAGGAAUCCAGAAAUUGUAUGUCGCAUUCUUUGGACCGUUGAGCAAGGUGCCAGGCCCAUUCGUCGCCAAGUUCAUGGGUUUACCAAGCCUAAUUUACGACAUGCCAACAGGCACAUUGUUUGCUAGCCUGAAGAAAUUGCAUGAUAUUCAUGGUGCAAUUGUACGCACAGGCCCCAAAAGCAUUUCAGUCGCGGACAAGGAUAUGAUAAAGCAGAUUCUGGUUCAUGAUGACCUACCUAAAGGACCCAUCUAUGCGUUCCUAAGAAAGAGUGGAGAGACCAUGCUCAGCACCGAGAACAGAGAGGUUCACAAAAAAAAGAGAAAGAUGGCUGCCCAUGCUUUCUCAAUCAAGUAUCUCAACUCAUUGGAGCCAUACAUGAAGAGUGUUUCAAAGAGUAUGAUUGAUCAGGUACAGAAAGAUAUACAAAGCACUAUUGAUGAAGAGGGCUACGGAACAGUUGACCUUUGGCGGAUCAUGUCUUGCACUGCACUAGAUAUCAUUGGAGAAACAGCCUUUGGAGAGACUUUUCAUAUGCUUGAAGAUGGCACACAUCCUAUACCCAAACUUGUGAUGCUACGAAUGAAAUUAGGAGCUUAUGUAGCUGCUUAUCCAGCUUUCCUAAAGAUGUUUAUCAAAGGCCCCAACCCAAAGAUCAUAAAUUUUGUCAAGGGAAUCUAUGAGAAACGAAUAGGUAGCGGUGAAAAGAGAGAUGACAUACUGCAAGCCAUGGUGGACAUGCAAAACGAUUCUGAUCCGGAGAAAUGCAUGACUACAAGGGACUUGGUGAGAGAAACAUUCCUGUUUUUAACAGCUGGAUCAGAUACAACCGGUAAUACACUUGGAUUUGCUUUGAUCGAAUUGCUUCGUAAUCCAGAUAAAAUGGAAAAGCUUCAUCAAGAGAUUGAUACCCUUGCUUUCAUGGAGGGAACAGAGCUAUUUUACAAUGGGCAGCUGAAGGCGUUGCCCUAUCUGAAUGGCGUAAUUCACGAAACGUUACGUCUUUGCCCUGUACCUGGCGUUGGGUUGCAGCGAAGAACCGAAAAGGAAAUCAAUUUGAGAGGCGAGUUGGUCUUGCCCAAGGAUAUUACAGUUACUGCAAACUUGUAUCAUGCUCACAACAACAAUGCAUACUGGCCAAAUGCUUCCAAAUUCAUUCCUGAAAGAUGGAUUCCAGGAGAGGAUGCUUACAAUCAAGUUAUAGAUCACGAUUGCCUUUUCACAUUCAGUGCAGGAUCAAGAAACUGUAUUGGCAAGAAUUUUGCACUGCAAGAAUUGCGUCUUGCUUUGGCCAACUUUUUCAAGUAUUACGCGAUAAAGCCAAUCCCAAAAGAGAUGGAGGAAGCCAAUAACUUGAGGCAAUACAUUACCUUGACCGUAGCAAAGGGCAGUUUCCUUGCUAAAGUCAAGCGCAGAACAGAGGCUCCAUUAUCUGCCUUGUAA